AUGCCCCUGCUCUCCGGCUUUCUCAAGCGAGAACGACCCGCUCCACCUCGCAACGACGCCGACACCUCCUACCUCCACGCCCGCCACAACCCCGCAGCCCAGUCCUCCGCAUCCCUCGCCGUCACAUCCGAGCUCGAGUCCGCCGAGGACUACGUCUUCCCCGACCGCACCUCCUCGCGCUCCGACCUCCCCUCCCUCGUCGCUGCCGCCCAGCAGCAGCAGCAACAGCAGAGCACGCCGUCGAGCAGCAAGCUGAAACUCCCUUUCCGUCGGAAACAGCAGCAGGACGCUUCUAGCCUCAUCAGCACAGGCAGCGCCUCGACCACCGCGGACACUGACCGGCCCAGACGUCCGUCCUUGUCGCCCUACCAGCAGUUCACCUUCGCCACGGGCCCCACCACCAGUGCUAGCUACAGUAACAACGGCAACAACGGAGACAGCGCGAACAGCCUGCAGCCCCCGCAGAAAGGCGCGCUGUUCAAUGGCGGAGGACCCCCUGGCUCCACGCACUCGCUGCCGUCGGAUUCCAACGGGCCGCAUCAUCCAAAGGAGAAACCGAAGAAGCGAGGACCCGCCGGGCACGCGCGCAACGAGAGCCACGGCAGCACCGCGUCGUUCCCCGCCGCGUCCCCGCCCCUCCGCGCCGCGAAGAGCGAGGCGCACGGUAUGACGCCGUCUGCGCGUCCGGCUGGACUCGUUGUCCCCGGUCUCGGCUCCGGCUCUGGCGCAGGCUCAGGUGCUGAUAGGGGCAGCGGCAGCGGCAGUCCUAACCCCAAGACGCCGAAGAAGAGCGGGCUCAUGAGCUGGGUACGCGAGCGCACGCGCUCCAAGGCGUCUGUACCCGGGAGCGCCGCCGCGUCCGUCGCGAGCUCGUCCGUCUCGCCCACGAGCUCGGCGAUGGGAUCGCCUGUCCCUUCUGCGUCUGCUUCCGCUCCCCAUCACCAGCAGCAGCAGCAGCAGGACAGCGAGUUCAACCUUAAAUCCUUCCGCCACGUCCGCGCCACCUCGCCCGCGACACCGACGGAGAGACCGGGGUCGUCGCUCUCGAGCUAUAACAACUACAACGGCGGCGGCAGCGGCAGCUACUACAACCUCACCCCGCCCGCGCGCCCGCGCCCGAGAGAGAACAGCGGCGCGAGCGACACGUCACAGCGCAUAUCCGUCGCCGCGUUCCGCGAGGCGCAGGCGCGCCGCUCGCGCGCUGCCUCGCCGGCGUUUGGCGCCGCGGCUGCGCCGGGCAUGCAGCAGCUGCCGUCGCCUGUGGCGAGGAGCGAGUCGCCGUUGUUUGGGGCGGGGGCUUGGAGUAGUAUCGGUGCUGGUGCCGGUGCCGGUGCUGGUGCUGGACAAGGAGGAGGGCGCCCGCCGAGCCAGGAUACACUGCGCGCCACUGAUACGCUCGCCAGCGCCAACGCAGGCUCGAUGGGGCGUAAACGCGCGUCGACGGUGGGCGCAGUGGCCGCGCUGCCCGUGCGCGCGUUCGAUAACAAGAACAGCGCGGUGGACACUUCGUCUGACGAAGACGAAGACGAAGAAGAGAGCGACGGGGAGGAAGUGGACAGCGACGGCGAGCCGGUGCGGAGAGGGAGGGGCAAGGGGGGUGUCGGGCGCAAACGCACGAUUACGGGCGCGCGCAAUUUGGGUGCGCGGUCGCAGAGCCAGGACUUUGGGAAGGCGGUUGGCAGUAGCGGGAAUGCGAGGCAAGGGCAGGGGCAGGGGCAGGGGCAGCAUCGGCCGGCGCCGUCGAAGGCACAGAGCGAGAUGUUGUUUGGCAGUAGCGGUGGAGGCAGCGGUGCGGGGAGCAGGGCACAAGUAGCAGCACCCCCGAAAUCCCUCCCGCGCCGCCCCCCAUCCGCAUCAUCCUCCAGCAGCAGCAGCAGCAGCUCCGGCGCAAGCUCAGACUCGGAAGACCUCCCCCUCUCCGCGCUCGUCGCGCCAAAACGCCCAGGCAGCGCCGCCUCGGGGCGCUCCGCCGCAUCCGGCGCGGGUGCGGGUGCGGGGCGGCCGCGCAUGCCCGCGCGACCGCUGAUCGACAUUCAUCAGCUCGUGGGCGCGUCGACUGCUGCGGGGAGCUCGAGCUCGAGUCUUGUUGUGCGUGGGGUUGGGCCGAAUGGAAGUGGGAGCAAGGGGAGUGGGAAUGGGGUUAAUGGGAUUAAUGGGAUUAAUGGGAACGGGAGCGAGGACGAGCCGUUUAGGCCGCCGCCGAUGCCGCUGGGCACGGGCACGCUGGCGACGAUGUCGAUGUCGAUGUCGAUGCCGGCGGUGCCGAGCAGGUCGUCGCCGUUGGCGGAGAAGUCGCCGCUUGUGUUUCCUGGUCCUGGGCAUCCACCGGUGGGAGGGAGGAAGGCUGGUUCGGUGCCUGUGCCGGUGUCGUUUGAGAAGGAGAGGAGGGAGAAAGAACGAGAGAGGGAGAAGGAAAGAGAGAGGGAGAAGGAAAGAGAGAAAGAGAGGGUCAAGCCCGUUGCACCGAGCCUCGUCACCUCUCCUCCACCCGCACCGAGCCCAAGCCCGAGCACGGGCCAGGCCCCCGCGCACACUAGCGCCGGCACUGCGGCAGACAAAACCGCGCGCCGGCGCUCCGCGUCCGCGGGCGUGAUCGUUACGUCGCCGCUGUCUGCGGGCAGCGGCAGCUCGCACAGCCAUGACGAGGAGCUUAUGGCGGCUAUACGGCUUGUGUCGUCGUUCAAUGCCGACGCGGACCUGGAGCUCGCGCUGCCGCCGCCGCCGAGUAAAGCGGGGCUGGGGGCAGGGCUGGGGCAGGGAGAGCAACAGGACGGGAGCGGGACGCCGGGCGGUGGGUCGAUGUAUGCGACGCCGAUGGGGUCGCCGAGUGUGAUGUCCCCGGCGAUGCCGUUACCGCUUGGUGCGGGUGUGGGGGCGUUGGUGGGUGGGAGUGAGAGUGGGGUUGGGAAGGGGAUGGGUGUGGAGAAGCAGGAGAGGGAGGUGGUGGAGAAGCAGGGAGAGCAGGAGCGAGAAGGACGAGGGAAAGAGCAGGAAAAGAGAAAUGACGGUGGGCCAUCGCCCUCGCCGCGAGACCGCAUCGUCCCCACGCCCGUGCGCGAGCGCAAGCCGCCCGCGGCGUUCAGCGUGCUUUCGCGCCCCGCGCAACGACAUGCUGCCUCGGACUCGGUCGAGACCGCGCGUGGGCCUGGUCUGGCACCGCCGGUGAACACCAGGGCCGCGUCGUCGUCUGGCUCUCCAGCGUUCGCCAAGGAGCUCACGGCCUCGCCCGUGUCGUCGUUUGCUACGCCCGCGUCGACGCUCACCCCACCAACGCUGGCCACUUCUUCUGCCACAGCGACAGCAAGACCGAGGGACCCGCAAGUGAUGAAGCCACCCCCGCGCGUGGACUCUGUCGCGUAUUCCAGUAAUUCCCCGUUCCAUUCCCCAUCGCCGUCGCUGUCACUGUCGCCGAACGCAAUGCCCAGCUCGCGCGCGGUCUCCAAGUCCUCGCAGUCACAGAGCGACGCCGCGUCCGUCAUGUCAAGCGCCACCGGCGCGUCCAGCCAACCCCGCAGUGGCGGCAGGCAGCGCUCUGCCCCUCUCAUCGAUUCCGUCCCAGACGCGCCGUCCCUCGCCGGCAAAGCGUCUGCGUCGUCGUACGGCUCCGCGCUGCAGAACCAACACCUUGUGCGGCAGAUGCAGAUGCAGCAGCAAAGCCAGAGCCAGAGCCAGAGCCAGAGCCAGAGCCAGAGCCAAAGCGGGGGGCGCGGCCGCUCCUCGUCGAAUCCUGCGCUCAGCAAUAUGACCACGGCCACGACCGCGCGGCCGUUUGCCACGGCGGCGAACCGCAGCCCGGCGGGAAGCUCGACGGGGGACAGCAGUAGUGGGCGCGGUGCGCCGUUUACGCCGCGCGACGGGAGUGAGAUUGGGAGUGUUGUGGGCGGACAUGGUGGGUCGCGCGGGCGGUAUGAUUCGUCGACGUCGGCGUCUGCCUCGGCGAGCUACAGUGCGAGUGUCAGCGGGGCUGCCAGUGCGAGCGCGAGUGAGGUGGGCGCCAGGACGACGGCGGGCGCGAUAAGGCGCGGGAAGCGUGUUAGUGUGGAUCUUACGCCUGCACCUGGUGGGCGCAAGGAUGUGGGAGAGGAUGAUAAGGACCGGGAGGCGAGGAGGCGGGAGAGGAGGAGGAGCGAGGCGAAGGCUGCGAUUGAGUUCGGCAAACUCGUCAACGGCCGCGGACCGAUCGUCGAAGACGACGACCAUGGUGCGCCCGCCGACCCGCGCAUGAGCAUGACGGCCAUGACGGCCAUGAACACGGGCACGUCAGCCUACGGUCCUUGGGGCUGGCAGCAGCCCAUGGGCCAGAUGCACAUGCCUCCGAUGAUGUACCCCAACAUGAACAUGGGUAUGAACAUGAACAUGGGCGUGGGGAUGAACAUGCCCCCGAUGCCGCAGAUCAACCUCCCGCCGAUGCCGCAAAACAUGCAAGAGAACGCGGGCAUGAUGGCGGCGCACCAGCACGCGAUGAUGGUCGCCAAGCAGGCGUAUCAGAUGGCCGUCGCGCAACAGGCGAUCGCAGCCGCCGGCGAGGAAUGGGAGCGCGCGUCCAAUGUCGGCGGGCCCGCGUCCAGCAGGGACAGCGACGCCGGUGGACGCGGUGGGUUCUCGUCGGCGGCGAGCGCGUACGGCCCGUCGAACGGCGGCUCGAACAAUGUCCGUGGGAGCAUGUUCGGCAUGCCCCCGCCGAUGAUGAUGGGCGGAUACGGGAUGUACCCCGGCUCGUCGUCGCAGUCCGCUUACGGCGGGAGCGAGUAUGGCGGAGGCGGAGGCGGUGGAUGGGGCGCGCGCAGCGUGUACGGCGAGAGCUUCGGGCCGCCCGCCACUGCUGGGUCGCGGAGCAGCAUGUUGCACCCCGGGAGCGCGAUGAGCGCGUACGGUGGUGGAGGUCCUGGCGGGCAGCAGGCGGCGCGCCAGCGCAAGUCGAGCACGCCUGCCAGCGGUCCGUCGUCGUCUGCGGGUCCGUCGUCCGGCCCCGGACUCGCGCAGCUCCGGAGCGCGAGCGCGAGUCCUGCGAGGACGCCGGGCAGGGGCCCGCCGUCGAGCUGGAAGACUGGACUUCGGUAG
Molecule: messenger RNA, 5061 nt
Organism: Coniophora puteana RWD-64-598 SS2
Lineage: Eukaryota; Fungi; Basidiomycota; Agaricomycetes; Boletales; Coniophoraceae
Exons: 3
Coding region: 1-5061 (1686 amino acids)
Source: RefSeq, a predicted model, not a curated record